Chara braunii is the source of this 2026-nucleotide messenger RNA. NCBI's taxonomy places the organism in Eukaryota, Viridiplantae, Streptophyta, Charophyceae, Charales, Characeae. The record is from the annotation of a GenBank genome assembly.
CGCAAGAUCGCCUCCAUAGGUCCCACAAGGGACCAAAGAGGACGACGAUAGGCUCCGCGAGUUGAUGAGGAUGUGUUAUGAUGAGGGAAUUAUGCCAUCUGAUAUUGACCCUAGUGAAAUGACAAUCGAUGGGAGAGAAGCGAGAUUCAAGGUAAACGUAGUGCUCGAUCAAGCCAAAAUUAAUUGGCUGAAAGAGCAUACGGUUACCGUAAUCUUCCGAGCUGGUGCAAGGGUCCUCCCGAAGAACGUUACGGAGGACAUAGUUCGUGCAUAUGAAGACAAGAAGGCCUCCGAAGGCUCAUUCGAUGCACAAACGUUCCGAAGAGGAAGAACGAAGAUGGAAACACCCAACAUGGUGUCCUACGUCGCUAAGUCUCGGGAGAUAGCUACGUGGUUGGUGAACAAGGGCAGCGACGAGCUGACUAUUGGCCCGUCCCAUUAUGUGUUUGAGUUCAAACCGUGGUUAACGAAGGUGCAACUACGUAUACAGAGACAACAGGAGGACGAUCAGAACUUCUGGGUGAUUGCGGUGCACGUACCUCUUGAUGCUUUCUUGUACUUGGAAUCGCAGCAAGCACGGCAUCCGUCAUUGGACAGAUCGGGUGGCAACGGCGUGUAUGGAGGGUCUCCCUCGCCGCUCGGCCAACCGAACGCUGUGGAUGGAAGAGUGCAUCGGCUUCAGAAUCUGCGUGACGGUGAGGAAGCACGAAGAGCGGCAGUGAGGAAUGCUCCUCCUACAGUUGGCGGUGCGGCAGCCACCGGUUUACCGGGUAAUCAAUCCGGCACGGGCGCUGGAUCACCAUCGGGCACUGCUUCACCGGGGGAUCAUUCCAGCACGGACGCAAGUGGCAGCACCGCGAGGAAGUCCCAGGGAGAGAAAUCGUCGAAAGGGAAGGGCUGCGCCAGUAAGCGAGCUGAUGGCAAGAGCGCUACUGAUGGUGGCAAAGGGAAGUGUCAGGCGGAGUCUGCUGCGGAAGGGGAAACUGACGGAGAUGGUGGGGGUGUGGGAGGGCAAACUGGAGAUGGUGGGAGUGCGGGCGUGCAGACCGGGUCGCAACCUCGCGUAGUCUGGACCGAGGACAAACAAUUGGUCCUUGUGAGGUGCAAGAUUGACUACGAUAUGGAGGAGGAAUCGCUCGGACGAAGCUGUGUCAAGCAUUUCAAACCACCAACGGAACGGAAGUUGGGAUCUGAAGAUUACUUCACCAUGUCCACCAAAGUCAAGAAGACGAAGAAGCUGGACUUCUGCCUCAAGCGUGCUGUCUUCGAUCUCAUGUACCUCUUCUACAAAAAAGAUCCCUCCCUGAAUCCAACCAAUCUCAGCGACACCGGCGUGCCGUUCGUACCACCCCCGGAGAUGGUGGAGCCCCCCGCCGACGACCCCAGUAUCAUCACAACAUGCGAAGGCUCAUGCAAGCGGCGGAAGACACAGCGAGACCGGCGCACAGCGGACAUGACAGACACUGUGAGGGAGCAUGGCAAGGCAACAGCUUCGGCGUUCGCAAGCGUGAAGGAGUCACAGAAGGAGAACACCGUGAUGAUCAUGGGUGUUAUGGAUAAGAUGAACAUGAGCAUCGCAGCGAACGGGGCUUCACUUUCCGGAGCUCUAACGCUCAUCGCACAAGCUUUCCUCAAGACGCCAGCCGCGGCGAACGCGGCAUCAACUGAUGCGCCCCCCGGCAGUGCGUGAUUUAUUAUUAUUAUUAUUAAUAUUAUUAUUUUUCUUAUUUUUAAUAAUAAUCGUGAUGCAAUUAUAUGCCGCAUCAACCGAUGGCUAUGUCGUUGUGAAUGCUUUGUCCCCCCCUUUGUGGUUGGACACGAAGCCCGGUGGCGAAUCUGGCAUUUUGCGGAGCAAGGUGAUGACGAAGCCAAACCAGGACGGUCAUGGCAUCACCUUAUUUUUUUCAAUAAUUAGUUUGUUUGUUUUUUUUUUUCCCAGUUUCUCAACUGCGAGGUUGGCCUGUGCCCCCCGGCUCCUCGAUCAUCGGUCCGGGGGUGAUGUUGCGGAUAAAAUAAUUUGAUGUCA